This is a messenger RNA of Uranotaenia lowii, 913 nucleotides long. Its product is annotated as arylalkylamine N-acetyltransferase 1-like. The record is from RefSeq and is a predicted model, not a curated record. Bases 100 to 753 code for a protein of 217 amino acids. Gene Ontology annotation, molecular function: N-acetyltransferase activity. The transcript has a single exon. NCBI's taxonomy places the organism in Eukaryota, Metazoa, Arthropoda, Insecta, Diptera, Culicidae.
GCGUGACAUUCGAGCAGUCGUGAAUCAGCCGCUAAGCAGUUCGUGUCAUUCAGAGGAGGCGUCUUUGCUAUCUCUCUAAUCGCAAAGAAAGUAGUGAGAAUGGCGAGCUCCAAUAAUAUAGUCAUUCGAGUUGCUCGUCCUGAAGAAGUGGAACUUGUCAGGCAAGUUCUGCGAACCAUCUACUAUCCAGAGGAAGCCAUAACAGUGUCCUAUAAAUAUGGCAAAGAUCCGACGCCGGACGACGAGAAGUUUUCGCUAUCUUUCGUGGAACCCGGCUACACGGUGCUGGCAGAAGACACGGUUGCCAAAAAGUUUGUCGGAGUAUCGGUUGGAGGUCCCAUUUAUCCAGGAGAUCCGGAUCUGAUGCUGAAGGAAGCUGCCACCACGGAAACCCGGAAGUGGUCCGACAUUCUGAAGUUGCUGGCUCAGUUGGAGCGGACGGCGGAUGUUUGCGGAAAGUAUCAACUAGAUCGAGCGUAUCAUGUGCAUAUUCUAGCUGUGGAUUCGAGCUAUCGAGGUCGCGGCCUGGGAAAGAAAAUUCUGGAUUUUCAGAUCAACUUAGCUAAGGAGCACGGGUUUGGGGCCAUUAGCGGAGACUUUACCAGUGUUUUCUCGGCUAGGAUAGCCGAGCAGCUGGGAAUGGAAAGUAUAAGUCAGCUCUCCUUGGCCGAUUACCGAGAUGAUAAGGGAGAGCAUCUAUUCGAUCCGAUAGAAGUGAAUCGUCUGAUCAAAACCUGUGUCAAAUUAUUGUGAAUUCAUGGUAUCGGGUCGUACACAUUCACGGAUUAGGAAAUAUUCAAAGAAGGUUGGAAGUAUUUUUUUUUUCAUAUUCCAUAUUAUAGUGUUCAGGAUUUAGAAUCAGAUUUAAGUUUUGUAUUGUCAGAAUAUUGUUCUUACUGUCGUUAAAAUGAAU